AUGCCUUGGUUACCACCUCAGUCCAGACCAUUCUUCUCCGAACUCGUUGAGUUGAUUCAAAAGCGAAACUUGCCUAAAGGUAAGGCCUUUCACGGUAGACUCAUUAGAAACGGUCAAGCUUCUUCUUGCUUAUAUAUAGCGAAUUGUAUCGUCAAUCUUUAUGCUAAAUGCGGGGACUUGGUCAAAGCUAGAAUCGUUUUCGAUCGAAUUCCAUGCAGAGACGUAGUUUCAUGGAAUUGCCUCAUCAAUGGCUGUUCUCAACUGGGUUCUUCUUCUUCAUUGGGUGUGGUGAUGGAGCUUUUGAAGGGUAUGAUGGUGGAGAAUGUAUUGCCUAAUGCACACACUUUCGCCGGAGUUUUCUCCGGCGGUUUGGAUGUUACAGGUGGCCGGCAAGCUCAAGCGGUUGCGUUUAAGAUUGGGUGUUUUGGGGAUGUGUUUGUUGGUAGUUCGCUUUUGAAUUUGUACUGCAAAUCGAGUAUUGUUUCGGAUGCCCGAAAGGUGUUUGAUGAAAUGUCUGAGAGAAAUUUAGUGUCUUUUGCUGCUAUGAUUUCUGGGUAUGCUUCUCAAAGAAUGGCGAAAGAGGCUUUGGAGCUUUUCGGGUUGGUGCGGAUUGAGGAAGAUGAGAGUGGGAAUGAGUUUAUUUUCACUAGUGUUCUUAGUGGUUUGACAGUUCCUGAACUAUUGGAUACUGGUAAGAAAAUUCAUUGUCUUGCUUUGAAAUAUGGGUUGUUGUGUUUUUCUGCUGUGGGAAAUGCUAUUGUUACAAUGUAUUCGAAAUGUGGUAGUUCAGAUAAUGCACUUCAAAUGUUUACACUUUUUGAUGAUAAGAACUCCAUUACAUGGUCAGCAAUGGUGACUGGUCUUGCUCAAAGUGGUGACUUUGAAAAGGCUUUGAAGCUUUUUUCAAGUAUGCAUUUUGCUGGGAUUAGUCCUAGUGAGUUUACCUUUGUUGGGGUGAUUAAUGCUUGUAGUGAUCUUAGUGCAAUUGAAGAAGGGAAACAAAUCCAUGGCUAUUCACUUAAGCUGGGAUUUGAGUCUCAAAUGUAUGUGAUGACAGCUUUGGUAGAUAUGUAUGCUAAAUGUUCUAGCAUUAGUGAUGCUCGAAAGGGAUUUGAUUAUUUACUAGAACCUGAUAUUGUUCUUUGGACUUCUAUGAUUGGAGGGUAUGUUACUAAUGGUGAUAAUGAAGCUGCUUUGAAUUUGUAUUGUAGAAUGCAGAUGGAGGGUAUUAUGCCUAAUGAGCUAACUAUGGCUAGUGUUUUGAAAGCUUGUUCAAGCUUAGCUGCUUUGGAACAAGGAAAGCAAAUCCAUGGCCGGACGAUUAAGUACGGACUUGGUCUCGAAAUACCAGUAGGAAGUGCUCUUUCUACCAUGUAUGCAAAGUGUGGUAGUUUGGAAGAUGGUAACAAGGUGUUUAGGAGGAUGGUUACAAAAGAUAUCAUAUCUUGGAAUGCUAUGAUAUCUGGGCUUUCUCACAAUGGCCAUGGUAAUGAAGCUCUUCAACUCUUUGAAGAGAUGUUAUAUGAAGGCACAAAACCAGACUAUAUCACAUUUGUGAAUGUGUUAUCAGCUUGCAGCCACAUGGGGUUGGUGGAUAGGGGCUGGUCUUACUUCAACAUGAUGUUCGACAAGUUUGGCUUAGUACCGAAAGUUGAGCACUAUGCUUGUAUGGUUGACAUCCUGAGCCGCGCUGGAAAACUUAAAGAAGCUAAAGAGUUUAUAGAGUCAGCCACAAUUGAUCAUGGCAUGUGUUUAUGGCGAAUUUUGCUAAGCGCUUGUAGAAAUUAUCGAGAUUUUGAGCUGGGAGCCUAUGCUGGAGAGAAGCUAAUGGAGUUAGGAUCACAAGAAUCAUCAGCUUAUGUUCUUUUGUCAAGUGUAUAUGCUUCUUUGGGUAGAAAAGAAGACGUUGAACGGGUUCGAAGAUUGAUGAAAUUACGAGGUGUUAGUAAAGAGCCUGGUUGCAGCUGGAUUGAGUUGAAGAGUAGAGUUCAUGUGUUUGUUGUUGGUGAUGAGUUGCAUCCACAGAUUGGAGAUAUACGUGCCGAGAUACGAAGGCUAUGGAAGCACAUUAUGGAUGAAGAAGACUGUCUCCCUACAUUUGAACUAGCUUCUGCAUAUUCUUUUGCUGUUUAAGUGAUCAAAGCUCAUUUUGUGGGAAGUAUAUACAUUGAUCUAUUCUAACAAUUUUGAUUCAAUGAAAUAUGAGAAAAGAAAACAAAAAUAAUGAUUGAAUGCAGAUAUAA
This is a messenger RNA of Cannabis sativa, 2243 nucleotides long. Its product is annotated as pentatricopeptide repeat-containing protein At2g33680-like. The record is from RefSeq and is a predicted model, not a curated record. Lineage: Eukaryota; Viridiplantae; Streptophyta; Magnoliopsida; Rosales; Cannabaceae. Bases 1 to 2133 code for a protein of 710 amino acids. The transcript has a single exon. Gene Ontology annotation, biological process: RNA modification. Gene Ontology annotation, molecular function: RNA binding; protein binding.